AUUUUGUUUCAGGUCAUAACUUAAAUUGGUGGGUCAGUCUGAAAGUGGAAAAAAAGACUUCGGCAGUAGAGUUCGUUUGGCUUCGGUAACAUCAGCAGGAGAAACCAAGAUGAUGAAAAAGUGGUGCAUUAUAGACCACAGAAAAUAAUCAUGCAGUUGUCACGUGUGCAGUUAAAUCAUAGAUAGUGUAUUUUUCAUGCUCUAGAUUGAUUUGUCUGAUUCCCCUCUAUUUGUACAACUGAUGUAGAGGAUCAUGGAAGGAGAAGAGACACAAGAGGUUGAGGACAAUUCUUCCUCUGCUACCCAGCUGUCUCAAAGCAGUGGGGUCCCAUCCCUGCCCUCAGGGAACAGACUUACAGAAAUAAGUAUUACUACGGACAUCUCGGACUCUGAGACAGAGAGUGAUGACAAAUGUUUGUACGAUAGCAUGAAACCUUUAUUGUUCAAUAAGGCAGGUUUGCCCAUUUUAGUUGAUUUAGCACAAGAUACUAGUGAGAGGUCUUUGGCUGAUGCAGACAUGUUUACUUGGUGUGGUGAACAACAGGAUGCUGAGAAGUCAAGACUUAGAUCUCUUGCGAGUAUGGGAAGUAAGCCUGUAAAGUUUAAGCCAUAUGUAAAUGAGGAUAGAGUUGGCAGUGAUGCUCUUCCAAAGGUUUCAAACACUACUGAAACUCUUUCAGAUGGCCUUUCCUUGGGUGAUGUCAAGGUUACCCUUCAAGAAAAUGGCAAUCUUCUGAGUGACAGAGGAUUCCUUAAUGAACUUCUGAAGUCCAUAGAUGAGAAGAUUGCUGAAGAUAUUCCCUUGGAGAGCCAAAAUAUCCAUCAGACAGGUCCUCCAACAAGGGAUCCUGGACCAGACUUAAACUGGAAUGCCAACUUGAAACUGCAAGUGUCAAAAGUGGGGAAGGAAGGCCCUUUCCUGGUGCCAAGAUAUGGGUCUCAGGAGAGGCCUGAUCCCAGACAGAAGAGUUGUUCUAGUCAUAAACUGGCAGGAAGUAGAGCAGGACAUCAGGGACUUGACAGUAAAUCAAAAUUCAUACCAACAAAUGAUGAAAAUAAGCAACACUUGAACUCUACAACUGAGCCCCCACCUCUAGAUGGUAUUCUCUCUCAGUUUGGUCUGAAACUAACAUCCAGAGAUUGGCAGAAGAUUCCAGAAAAGCAUGUAAAGUUUGACAAGGUGCAUUUUGAGGUUUCAUCAGAGUCUGGCACCGAUGCAGACAUGAGUAGAGGCAAAAGUGAAGCAGUAGGCAGAGAAGAUGGAGAGCAGCUGCAUUUGAUGCAGUCAGCCAGAAUACUGAAAGAACUGACUAAUUUGCGAUGGACGCUGAAUGGGUGGUGUAGUGUGGAAGCAGAUCCUCCAGUGGAUCAUAAAAGUACACUGCACUUCUUGCAACAGCUACUAAGUAUGCUUCACACUCACCAUCUGCAAAAAAAGUAUGCUGAAGAGGAGCUUAUGAAGUCCCAAAGUGAACUAAAGAGACUAGGCAAAGAACUGUACGUGUUACGAGGGGCACAAGAGAACCGAGAGGCCCGUCUUUAUGAAGCAGACUCCCAGCUAGGACAAAUGCAGAAGGAUUGGUUGGGUGUACACAUGAAAUUGCAAGAUGAGCUUCAGAAUCAUCACAUGGAAGUCCAUGAAUUAAAACAGGAAAGAGAUUCUUUACAAGAGGAAAUUGGUCUCAUGAAAAAAGACAUGACCAAAAUGAUGGCCACAAUUAAGAGUCAUGAGCAGUCAAAAUUUACUCUAGAAGAAAUUCAAGGACAGCUUUCAGCAAGUAGAAAACAAGCGAUGGAAGUUGUUCAGGAAAAUUCUCGUUUGAACCAGCACUUGACAGAGAAGGAGAAGUCACUCCAAGAAUUGGAGAUGGUCAAGCUCCCCCAAGCACAGAAAGAUUUGGAAACAGUAAGAAAAAAGCUUGAUGACUUGGAGAUAGCCCUUGAGCAAGUGGUGCGAGACAAGGCUCACAUAGAGGGUGACCUGAGACUUCUUCAGGACCAGUACAAGACACUCCUUGAGAGAGUGGUUGAGGAGGAAGACAAGAAAGAACAAGCUCUCAAGGACAAGUGGCAAGAGCACAAGAAGUGGAAUAAAUAUACCAGACCUUGGGUUAGGUCACUCUUCUUCUAGCGACUCGGAUGGAAGUGUUUUUCAAGAAGGCAAGCAAACUGUAAGACAGAUCAUUGGAGGUUCUCUCAGUGUUAUCUCUGCAGACAAGCAUCAAGAAAGCAGUGAGAAAAUUAGAGCAUGGAAGUCAGGGAGUAACAAAUUAUUUAUGCCCCUGAGGGAUGGAUACUGUGACAAAAAUGUGUUCCUCCAAAGUCAGGCUGAGAGAGAGUACAGAUCACUUCCAGAUUUGCAGUCUAAAUCAGGACACUUGAGUGCUCCUGGAGAAAGCUUAAUGGCUGAUUGCUUAUCAGGAGAAUAUCCCUCCAGUGUGGACUUUAAUACUGAGAAUGAGAGCACAAAGCCAAGCAGGAAGAUGUAUGGCCAAGCAUCUUCACUGAAACCUAUCAAGCAGUCAUUUGGUAAGAAAAUAUACAAGGCUUCAGAGAUCCUGCAGUCCAGCGACAUUACUGAUGAUGAGAGGAUUGAUCAGCCAGUACCCAGUCUGAGCCAAGUCGAUCAGGAUAUGGUCAGACUAUUGCAGGAGCUGAAGAAGAUGAGAACAGACUCAACGGCAUCAGAGAGUGAGCCCCCAACCCAUGACACAUCUUUUGACCAAGACCCAGCAAGCAUCACCUUGCAUAAACUGAGCCAAGUGUCCACAAUCUUAUCUCAGUAUGUGGCUCAGUCACCUGCAUCCUAGUGGGUCACUGGCAGGGGAUACCAUCUACAUUAAUGUUCCCAGGUGAGCUUAACCUGCAUCUCCUGCAGCCAGUACUGCUAGUCAUACUUGUAUCAGUAAUGUGCUUCAGAUUUAUUUCAGAGUUAUUAACUAUAUAAUAAUUGGGUAUUUUUACUUGUAUAUAUUAACACCUUGGAUCCGGGUGCUUUGGUGCCAAUAUAUGGCCUAAAACAUGCUCUGACGGG
Molecule: messenger RNA, 3034 nt
Organism: Penaeus vannamei (Pacific white shrimp)
Lineage: Eukaryota; Metazoa; Arthropoda; Malacostraca; Decapoda; Penaeidae
Source: RefSeq, a predicted model, not a curated record